GGCACUCGCCGGUAGUCUUCGUCUGUUAAUGAGCUGGAAGAGCUCGGCUUUAGUUACGGAAACACCACUUCCGGCUGCCGAGCUAUGCUUAGUUCACGUCCUCUCUUUCCCUCCCUCCCAUCAAGGUUUCCUCACUUAUCCUUUACCUCCUUCUCGUCAGAUUUACUGUAAAAAAAAAAAAAAAAGUCGGCGUGCCACAAUACAGUAUUUAUUAUAGAAGCCAUUGGAAGGUUAGCAUUGUUCUUACAUAGUUUCAUGUAUAUAAAAUAACCUUCCAAACUAGACGUUGUGGCUAUUAGAAAGAAUGCAGCUCUGUGAAUACUUGAAUUAUAUUAAUUGGGGCAGAGGCAUCGCUUAUAGCUGAGUCUCUGCACUGGUUACAUAACAAGACAGAUGGUUAUAAUUUUCGUCUCGACAAUGCUCGAUGUAUAUCACUUAUGACUGACUAUACGCUACUGUAUGAUACGUUUGUCUCCAUAUUAAAAGGGAGCGCCAGUGGGGAUGCUAAAUGUGAUAUUGUCACAGUCUGCAGAGCGAAAAAAGCACUGUGAGUUCUAAACUGUGGCUUACUGUUCUAAUGAAACUGAGAGCAAGGAAUCCUCCCAGUUCAGCUUCAUCUUGGCUCAGCAGCUUUGUUGGUGUUAAAAGAGUGCGGCUACGUCUGCGUUUAGACAGGAGUGAUCACAAAAAGAACUGCUGGCAGCUAGUAGACUCAGAUUCAUGUGCGAAACAGACCUGCAAGCAAACUGUUGAUAUAAUGCACCCUUCACGAGUUGCUGUCCCCAUGAAUAGUUUUUCAACUUCAACUCAGAGACUCGAUAGUACUAAAAUGCAGUCUCAGAAAAUACCAGGAAGAAAGCGUGGCAGGCCGCCACUUCAUUCUACAGCUGUGAAAAUGGCGGUUCAGAACCUGUACUCAUCUUCAGAUUCCCUACCUGCUGUCAAAAUACCCAAGAAAAGAGGGAGAAAACCUGGCUUCAAGUUGAAGCCCCGAGCCUUGAUGAGUCCAUUAGCAAUCUCUCCUCCAAGAAGCACGCCUGAGCCAGACAUGAGCUCCAUUCCUCAGGAUGCAGCCACCAUUCCUAACUCCACUCUUCCACAAGCUCUCACUGUAUGCAUUUAUGUCAACAAACAAGCCAACAUGGGUCCGUACCUUGACAGGAAAAAAGUGCAACAACUUCCUGAUCAUUUUGGUCCUGAAAGACCUUCUGUAGUGCUACAACAGGCUGUACAGGCAUGUAUUGACUGCUCUUAUCAGCAAAAGGCUGUCUUCUCUCUCGUUCGGCAAGGUUAUGGAGGAGAAAUGGUUUCAGUUUCUGCAACCUUUGAUGGGCAGCAGCACCUUCUCAGCCUUCCUGUUGUGAACAGCAUCGGUUAUGUACUGCGUUUCCUGAAGAAGCUGUGUCACAGCCUGCUGUGCGAAAACCUCUUCAACAACCAACCCUUUCCACAGUACACCAGCACCUCUCACAGUCCACAGGAGUAUGAGAACUGCAGGACAGAGGCAGCCUCUAGCCCAUCACCAGAAAGACCAGAGACGGCACGGCCAUCAAGCAAAGAUCCUUCGACCUGGACUGUAGAGGAUGUGGUAUGGUUCGUGAAGGAUGCUGACCCACUGGCAUUAGGACCUCAUGUAGAGCUCUUCAGGAAGCAUGAGAUUGAUGGAAAUGCUUUGCUUCUGCUGAAGAGUGACAUGAUCAUGAAGUAUUUGGGUCUGAAGCUGGGUCCGGCUCUGAAACUCUGUUAUCACAUCGAUAAACUAAAGCAGGCAAAAUUCUAACUCUGCUGAAAACUUUAUGGAACAAGAAGCAUUAUACUGCCAUCAGGCAAAUGGAAAAUUAAUAUGAUGCCUUACUGAAGCGUAACAACUCUGAUGCUUUUCUGCCCUGCUCAUACAAGCAGAGUGCAGGUUUUUGUUUUUGUCUGUUGCAGUCUGCCAUCCUUUAUCCCCAUUUUACUCAGUGGUAUGGCAGAUUUUAUUUGUGUCAUUAUGCCUGCUGAUUUUUUAAUUUGUUUACUUUCCUAAUAUAGGUGUCCAUUAGCCAUUUUAGCAACUGAUCCAUUUUGGUGGGCACCCGCUUGUGACAUGUGAAUAUAUUUGCACUCCUGAUUGCACUGACAGUUACUUCAGCAUGUGGCUGGAUAAGGGUACAUUAUCAGAAAUUAAACUGAUGUUUUAUGUACAAUGUAUUGCAACUCUGGAGGUGUUCAUUUUGUAGCAUAUUCCGAAAAGUCAUUACUUGGAGACUGCAUUUACAAUGUAUAAAUGCUACUCAGCUGGUCAUAGAAAUCAUGGAGACGAGGAGGGUGCUGUGCUGAAGGUGCUGUCGUUUUGACCGGAUACAAUUUUAAAUAUGCUUCUGUCAAAGAGUUGAUUGUUGAGUUUGGUGACGUCAUUAAAUCACACUGUCUAAUUGUCAAACAAGUUUCUACAGCUGUAUCCAUUGAAAUAGUUGUUGCUAAUAUACAACUGCAUUGUCAUGUAAGCCUUGCAUUGUAUUGCAUUUUGUAAAGUCUGGGAAGGUUGUACAUAUGAGAAAUUUUGUUUUUUUUCAGAUUUCUUCAAUUCUUUUGGCAGAACUUGAAAUCAGUAAUUAAGAAGAGGCCAAGAGAUCAUCUUAGUUCCUACUCCUGGUUAUUAAACUUUGAAGCCAUUUAGAAAUGAAUAACCAUUUAAGAAUAAUUAUUUUCAAAUGCUUUCAACUUUAUACACAGUAUAUAAUUCAUACAGUUUGAGUAUAAGAACAGUAACUUGUAAAUUGUUAUGAAUCACUCCAGGCAGUAAUUACAUAUCCCUGUACCUCGAAUACCAGAUCAUUAUGAGUCAUAAUUUAACAGGUAGCAAUUUUAAAUAUGCAAAAUGUCAAUUUUCAUUUCAAGGUAAAUUUGACAGGAGAACCUUAUUUUUUUCUGAAAGUAAAGCACAAGCCAUACAAGAUUUGUGAAUUUUUCUGCCCACGCUAAAAAAUUUCUAUGGCAAGUAUUCACUCAGCUUUUUAAGUGUGUUGGUAUGGACUGGUGACUCAAAGCAAGGAGGAUGCAGGAUACAAUGGAGAAGAUUAACUGGAAUGGGUUUGGGGCUAUAUUAUGACAAGGUCAACUUUGAACUUGGUUAUAGUUUUACCACAACAAGUAGUUAUACACAACUGCAUUUGCAGAUAGCCUUACAGCACUAGUCUUCCUCUUCAGAAUGCAUGCCAGGGUUACUUUGAGAAAGAGAGUUUGUUUCAGAGAUAUGAGGUGGUUGUAACCACUUAAUUUGACAGUGUAUAUCUCACAUCUGAAUGUGAGCAAAUAAAAAGCAAUGAUCACAGUAAUGUAUUUUAGCUUGUUUCACUCAAGCAUACAGAAAACUGCCAAGUCAAAUCAAUGACUAUUUAGCUGUGAUCAAACAACAUCAACAUAUGUCAUUUGUUUUCAUUCACAGAUUGUAUCUUCACCCAAAAAUAUAUCUAGUUUAUUGAAUGUGUACAUCUUAAAUGCCUGAUUGUAAUCAAAACAUAAUGACCAGACUAAUAUAGUUCAGCUUGCUUCACUCAA
Molecule: messenger RNA, 3540 nt
Organism: Protopterus annectens (West African lungfish)
Lineage: Eukaryota; Metazoa; Chordata; Ceratodontiformes; Protopteridae
Gene: SCML4
Product: Scm polycomb group protein like 4
Exons: 8
Coding region: 578-1780 (400 amino acids)
Molecular function (GO): protein binding
Source: RefSeq, a predicted model, not a curated record